Messenger RNA from Aspergillus ochraceoroseus IBT 24754, 859 nucleotides. RefSeq lists its product as uncharacterized. The transcript is spliced from 4 exons. Lineage: Eukaryota; Fungi; Ascomycota; Eurotiomycetes; Eurotiales; Aspergillaceae. The record is from RefSeq and is a predicted model, not a curated record. The coding region runs from base 85 to 849 and encodes 254 amino acids.
ACACCUUUUAGGCUGAACGGUAGAGUUUGGCAGUUGGCCUUCCUAUUUCACCUUCUUCUCGAACCUCAAUUCCCUACUCUCACCAUGGCAGACGUUCUCAUUUCGACUCCUUCCCUCGAGUCGGGCUCAUUCAUGACUGUGACCUCUGCGAGGCAGUUCGACAAGCUGGCUGUUUUUGAAGCUCACGUCCUCUCCUACCUGCGUCGAGUGAAGGAGUAUCACGAGUUUGUGUUUACCGACGUGCCUCCCUCCUGGGGACAGGCCAUAUUGCGGCUUAUCGACGAGAAGAUCGCGUCUCGAAAAAGCUACAACACUACGAGCCGCAGCUUAAGCAUCAGGGUUAUGCCGACAGAGAUCCAGAACUGUAUCCAAGACUGGCUCCUAAAUCAUGAUGUAACGCGAGAGGAACAGUUGCUUUUGCAUGGGAUAGUCGGUACAACUCUUGAAUUUAAAUACGGUCCAUACACCGGCUCUACGAAGGAACCCGACUUCUUUUUCCGAGUCAACGGUCACAUCCUCCCAACUCUUGCAGUUGAGUGCGGCUGGAGCGAGUCGGGGGCACCACUUCUUGACGGUAUGAACAUGUUGCUAGUGGGUGGUGAUGGCUCUAUUAAGGUUGUAAUCAUUGUUGAAUGGACAAGAUUGCAAGGAGGUCGCGUCUCAGGGACCACUGUCUUUCCCCCGCCUGCUACCGCAAGCAGCCAACGAUUAGGGAUCCGACGAUGUGAUCUUUUUGGGCCGGCGAUGUUAGCUGGUCGCGAUGGGAAUGACGUCCUUUACCUAGAUAUCGAGCAAUUGCGCGAUCAUGCCGCGAGAAACCUCGGGUUCAUGAACCUUGUUCCUGCCUAGAUAUGUUCUU